GUUCUUUCGGUCAUGACCCAAAGUUACUGACCAUAGGUGAGGGUAGGAACGUAGAUUGACUGAUAAAUUGAGACCUUCACCUUACGGCUCAGCUCCCUCUUUACCACGACAGACCAAUACAACGACCGUAUUACUGUGUGUCCCCACAGUACGAGUGUGUCCCCACGAGGCUUCACCGAAGUCUGAUUGGUCAAAUAUUAGAAUAAAUCUUUUAUUUAAAAUGUAACGACGUCAGUCUGAUCUGGGAGCUGAGAGUCAGGUGACUGAGUAGGUGGUCGAGCUAGUGUUGCUGCGUUCUGUUCUUCUGUUUUGUAGCACAUCACUAACAAGGCUAAAGAAAACCAGCAUGGCGCCACAUUCAGCUGCAGGCUUCAACAACCUGCCCAGAGUCUGAUGGGGGUAAAGACGGCAUCAGUUUAGCUGAAAUAUGAUGUCCAAAUGACAGCAGAUCUAGCUGGACAGAAAACAGCUGCUCAGGAUUUCCAGACAAAAUGAUUUUCUGUCAUUUAUUUAUGAUUUCCAGUCAGAAAUGCAGUCAGUGUGUGGGGAGAGUCUCACUUGUGUUUAUUAUCAUGUGCCAGUAAACACUGAGGAAUACAGCAAUCUGCACACAGUCUGCAGCCUGCAGCUCUGACUACCGGGUUUAGUGGUUAACCGACUUAUCGGCUAGUUAAGGUUUGGUGUCACAGCGACACAAGUUGCUAAGGUGUCAGUGCUUAGCAUUCAGACCUAAAAUGUAUGUGUCUGUCCAGUUACUGACAGCAGUUGUUGGUGGGUCACUGGGUGACUGAGAAUCAAGGAUUCAAGUCAUUUAUUUAUCAGUUCACAAAACAUUAAAUAAAGACUAGAAGAGUGCAGAGCUCCACCAGGUUUACAGUCAGGAUGGCAGUGAACAACAGACAGGAUAAGCCUUGUUUUAGCUUUGCUGACAUUUUGCUAUGUUGUCUUUUGUGGUUAGCUUAGCUUUCUUCCUGCGGUGGCGUUUGGUCCGGCUGGUCUGGCAGUCUGAAGUUGUUGUGGUCAGUGAUGAUCCUGUGGUUUGCUGUCUUAAUCCACACUUCCUGUACCAACACUGAGAGUGUGUUUCUGUUAAAGAAGUUAAUAAACAAAGACCAAAGGUUUUUGUUGAGUUUUUGGCAGCUGAGCUAAACAGAAGGAAAAAGUAAGGUUUGACAACAUGAGAAAACUUUCUGAGUGGUAUACGUGUGAUUACUGCUGUAGUGUUUUACUGAUAAUAUUUUUAUAAACAGAUGGCACUUUGAUACCAUAAGCUCAUUUACACAUUAUAACGAUUCUUCAUGUGCACAGUUUUCUCUUUAAAUAUUAAAUAAUAUGAAUUUAAAAAAUAAACAAUUAACGAAAAGCAAAUUAAUCUAGGUCAAUAUGUAAACACUUUUUUGCUUUUCGCACUCUUUUUCUGUUGUUUUGAGCUGCCACGACAAGUGAAUUUCCCCACUGCAGGAUCAAUAAAGUUCAUCUUAUCUUAUCUUAUCUUAAAUAUAUAAACUGACCGUGAGGCGACAAAGCGAAUGAGGUUCAGUGAGAACACCGUGAUUGGCCCGAUCGAGAUGUCGUCACUCCACUCUUUAUCCUAAUUGGUUACCGUAGCAGCGGACCCCGCCCUGAUCGGAAGCGCGGUAAACUGAUUGUGGAGAUUAAGAAAUGACGGUUGCACUGAAGCUGCUCCACCUGGAGUCACGUUUCCUGCCAUGUGGGACAUUCAGACCCGAGCCAAAGCGUGUCCCAGGAUCCUGUCUGUUAUGCGAGAGGCCACCUAAUGAUGUGUGAUGGAGGUGGACAUCCUGAAGUUCCAGGUUCCUGUGGCCGCCAAUAAGACUCUGUUUGUGUGGGACAUCCAGCCGUCUCACACUGAGACUCAAAUAUAUGACAGGCUGUACGGUGUCUUUUCAUCCUUUGGUCCGCUCUACCUGCUGAAGGUGUGUCCUAAUGGUUCUCUCAGCCCUCCCGGGUUCUACGCCCUCAUCAAGUUCUACUCUGCUGCUCAAGCCUCAGAGGCUCAACGGCAGACCGACGGACGCUCGCUGUUCCAGAGCUCUCCACUCAAGGUGACACUGAGCUCCAAACAGGCACCUCACUUCCUGUCUGAUAGCAGCAGACCUCUGAGCCACGCCCGCUGCAUGGAACUGGCCAAUCACUGCCUGGGAUUCAACGGCUGGACCUCUGACAUCAUCACACUGAAGGAGCUGACCAAUGAAGAGGAAGAGGAGGGUGGAGGCCGAUGGAGGAGGCUGAGGUUUGGCUGUCUGCUGCAGCUCUCCUUCCCUCAUCAUGGACAGACAACCAGAGCAGCGGCAGUAGUGGAAGACAGCUUCACCUGCACAGGUCCAGAUGUUCUGCUACAGAAACGCCGUCAGCUGCAAAAGUUGGUCAGAGAGAAGGCUCUGGUCCAGGCCUUCAAUACAGUACUACUCAUACUACUAGGUAAUGGGAAACUGAUGGUGGAGGUGAAACGGACCUCAGAUCAGUUCCUGUUUGAGCAGACUGACGGAGUCCUCCAGGUGAACCAGUUUGUUCCUGAUGAGGAGGAUGAUGAAGUGUGGGACCCGACUGUGUCAUAGACACCCAGAGGAUUGUGGGAACGAUGAGCUGGGCUCACUCGCAGCUUCAGAUCAUACCUUAAUUUAGUCCAAAAAUGACUUUUAAUUUUGUUAUAAACUGUUUCCUGUUUGUCAGCCUGGUCUGUUUUCACAGACACAUUAAAAAGGGAAGAUAAAAACA
Messenger RNA from Scatophagus argus, 2739 nucleotides. It is a transcript of the gene rdm1, whose product is annotated as RAD52 motif containing 1. Gene Ontology annotation, molecular function: RNA binding. NCBI's taxonomy places the organism in Eukaryota, Metazoa, Chordata, Actinopteri, Scatophagidae. The record is from RefSeq and is a predicted model, not a curated record. The transcript is spliced from 9 exons. Bases 1788 to 2579 code for a protein of 263 amino acids. Gene Ontology annotation, cellular component: nucleolus.